Scatophagus argus is the source of this 4417-nucleotide messenger RNA. RefSeq names its product MORC family CW-type zinc finger 3a (gene morc3a). The record is from RefSeq and is a predicted model, not a curated record. Lineage: Eukaryota; Metazoa; Chordata; Actinopteri; Scatophagidae. The coding region runs from base 225 to 3242 and encodes 1005 amino acids. The transcript is spliced from 19 exons. Gene Ontology annotation, cellular component: PML body; nucleus. Gene Ontology annotation, molecular function: ATP hydrolysis activity; zinc ion binding.
GGAACUGAUGAACAGAGGAAAGCAGGAAGUUGCAUUUUAACAGAUAGUUUAAAAUUAUUUUUGGUACAUUUUUACGUAUUGUAGAGUACAAAACAAUCUAACGAUGUUAAAUAGGCUCAUCUUCUAUCUUUCUCGAGAACCCGAAACUUAAUUGAACAGUAACAGUUUCGCUUUCUAUUCGUCCAAAGUGACCUCACGUCUUCGUCUCACUUCCAUACGUCAAGAUGGCAGCGCAAAGUGAUCGCGGUGUGCCUCUCAGUACGCUUUGUCCCAAGUAUCUUCACACAAACUCCACCAGCCACACCUGGCCCUUCGGUGCCAUAGCCGAGCUCAUAGACAAUGCCUACGAUCCAGAUGUCAACGCCAAACAGUUCUGGAUUGAUAAGACUGUGGUUAAAGGACAAGAAUGCCUCAUCUUUAUGGAUAAUGGAAAUGGACUGGACCAGGAAGCAAUGCACAAGAUGCUCAGCUUUGGGUACAGUGACAAGAAACCUUUAAAUGGUGUACAACCAAUUGGUACUUAUGGCAACGGUUUCAAGUCUGGAUCCAUGCGUCUUGGCAGAGAUGCCAUCGUUUUCUCCAAGUCAAAGAGCGCCACGUGCAUUGGGAUGCUCUCUCAGACCUACCUGGAAAAGAUUAAUGCUACACAAAUAAGUGUACCUAUUAUCUGCUUUGAACAGGGAGAAACUAACGACUUAAGUGUGAGACAGGAGCACAAAGCCAGUCUGCAGGACAUUAUGCGAUUUUCCCCCUUCAAGACAGUGAACGAACUGCUACUUGAGGUCAACGCCAUCAUUUGUCCCGGGUCCGAAGAGACAACUGGCACGCGGAUCAUCAUCUGGAAUCUCCGCAGAACAUCUGAAACAACGGAGUUUGACUUUGAAACGGAUCGUUACGAUAUCCGAAUUCCAUCUGGUGUCUGCGAUGAGAUGAAAGACACAAGCGUCAUGUCGUGCAUCCCUGAGAGUUUUUAUUCACUGCGGGCGUACUGCAGUAUUCUCUACCUGAAGCCUCGGAUGCAGGUCAUUAUACGUGGCCAGAAGGUGAGAGCUCAGCUCAUUGACAAGAAUCUGGCUUACAGCAGAAAGGACGGCUACAAGCCCACUUUCCUGAAUAAACGCAUUCGUAUCACUUUUGGUUAUAACACCAAAAGUAAAGACCAGUACGGCGUUAUGAUGUAUCACAAGAAUCGGCUCAUAAAGGCCUAUGAACGAGUAGGCUGCCAGCUGAAGGCCAACUACAAAGGUGUUGGGGUCAUCGGGGUCAUAGAGUGUAACUUUCUGAAUCCUACACACAACAAACAGAGCUUCGAUGAAACAGAUAAGUACAGGAAAACUAUGAACAGUUUGGCGAUCAAACUGGAGGAAUACUGGCAGGAAAUCCGGCACAAGAGAAAGCAAGAGGAUCCAAACAGUAUACCAGUGGAAGAUACAAUAAAGCGACCAGAUCAGAACUGGGCACAGUGUGAUGACUGUUUGAAAUGGCGCAAACUCCCUGAUGGGAUCGACUGCAGCAAGCUGCCAGAUAAAUGGUACUGCCGUAUGAACCCUGAUCCUCAGUUCAGGAGCUGCCAGGUAGAGGAGGAGCCUGAGGACGAUGAUGAGGAACCUUCAUACCAGAAGACCUAUAAGCAACAAGAGAGGGAGGACAAAAAGAAUAAAGAGAAGGAAAGACUGAAGGCUGAGGAGGAUAGAAAGCGUCAAGAAAAGCAUGUGGCUGAUCUCGUCAGGGAAAACCAGGACCUGAAACGAAAGCUGUAUCCAGUACCGGCCCCUUCCAUGUCUCGCAGCCCUACCUUAAAGGGUAUGAUUUACAGGAAGACACCAGAAAAGAGAACUGUUAGGCCUAAGUCCUCCUCCAUUUCACAAGCUGCUUGCAGUCCAUCCAGUAGCAAAAUUACUCCAGUUAUUUCUGAUGUGCGCUCACUGUCGGCACGCUCCCCCAGGGGGAAAAGAACACAACCUGCGACUCUGCAAAGAACCCCUAAAAGACCUAAAGUUAAUGGGUGCCAUUCAGGUACCACAGGCACAUCCACAUCAGUGGAUGUGAGUCCACUGAGCUCAUCAGUGCCUAUUUAUGAUGGUGAUGAUACUGAUGAUGAGAUUUUCAUCUUGGAGACUGCCAGUACACCCAAGCCACAAAGGCCAAGCUUUGAGUUGACUAAAAUAAAGACAGAGGAAGAACAAAGUGACAUCAGCAUCCCAAUGGAGGCUACAGAUGAUGUUGCCCCGGAAGCCAUGUUGGAGACAAACGGUGCAGGUACGAGUCCUGCAGGGUCGGCAGCUGUGGAAACCAGUCCCUCUCCAGCAUCCCCUGCGGAGAUGACCAGUUCCACCACCCAGACAGAGUUCCCCAAAGUGAAGAAGGAAGAGAACUUAAGUCAAACUAUAGGGGAGACUUUGCAGACAGGAGAGACAUAUCCUGUGGAAAAUGAAGAUGAUGCUGGACCUUCCUGUGCAGAUGCCUGGGAUAAGAGAGACUCUCCGACUAUUUAUCCCAAUAUGAUGGAGGUACAGGAACAGCAAGACCAGCUCCUAGAGCUCAUGCAGGCUACAGCUCAAGAGAGAGACUCCUUUAAAGAGCAGGUCCGUAAACUUACCUCCCAACUGCAGGAUGCACAGAACAGACUGCAGGAGGUGUCUCAGAUCAGUGUAAAGAAGACAUAUCAUCACCAGGCCAGCCAGACAGAGGAAACCCAGGAAGAGAAGGACUACAAAAGUCUGUUUGAGAGGGCCAAAGAGAAAGUUGCUGAAUUGAUUAAGGACAAAGAGUCUUUGCUGGCAACCACUGAGAGCAAGUCCAGUGCUGUCCAAAGUGAGGAAAAGGACAUUGAUGAGAUUGCGCUGCAAGUUGACCGUCUAGUCCGGGAACUGGAUCAGAGAAACAAGGAAAGGGAUGAACUGCGUUCACAGCUGGACAGUCUGGAGGAGGAAAGGACAAAUCUGGCAACCCGGUGUGAAGAGCUCAAGUUGAGCCUGCAGCAGCAAAGAGAAAACACAGAAAUAGGAAGCACAACUCCACACAGAGCCACUGAUUCUUCUGGACACACAGAUCCAGACAGGGCAGAAGCUUCAUCCAAAAGUUUGAUCGAGCUUCGUCAAAGCAUCGGGCGCCUUCUUGUCUCUUUUGUGCCUGCACUGGACCUGGGCCAAGUGAAUUAUGAGUGUAACGUAAUUGAUGAGAUCCUUGAACAGGUUCUCACCAGUUUGGAGACUGAGUCACAAGAUGAGCUGAACAAGUAAAUAAACAAAUCCUGAGAGCUGGAUUUAAAUGAAAAAUUGACCAGAGUUUAUGGGGACGUCCAAUCAGCAUUGAUGGUAAAUGCUGUCAACUGAAGAUACAAGAUAGGUUUACAUGUUUACAUGUUACAGGUUUACACGUCUACAUGUACCAGCAUGCAUUGUGCAUGAGUUUUUGAUGCCCACGUUGGCAUUGUGUAGCAAUCCUGCUGCAGGGUUCCAAUGAAGGUUACACAAUAUUGCCAAACAACUGAAUCUGGAUUUGGCAACCUGAGGAUCACGGAGCAGAAUGGACUGGGACCAUACGGACAUUAUGACAGAGACAAAGAGACCAAAAGGUUGUUAAUGGGGGAAGCUAAGAAGAGAAAAGGUGGGGAUGACUGAACCAGAUGUUGAUUCAAUGGUUACAGAUAACUUUAAAAAUAGUCCAAAAGAGAUUGAGUUAAACAGGAAUACAAGUGUGCUGUCUGUGUCUUUAUUCUGACAAAUCUUUAUGGUAGCCCGACAUUAUGCUUUUAUCUUUAAUUUGAAAUCUUGCGUCAUGUGUCUUUAUUUUUAAGUUCUCAAAAAAACAUUCCUGCGGCUCUGUGUUAAUGCGGUUGAAAUCAUCGCUGAAUCUCAUGACAGAGAUGUUUCUAAUUGUUGGAUAGUCAAAUGGAUAAAAAAAAAUAUAAUCUUUAUCUGACGUUUACCAUCAACACUGAUUGAACAGUGAAAGUGGGAUUCUCUUAAUGUGUGGUAUUCCACUCAUAAAUAAUGUCUGCAGAUUCCUUUGAGCGUAUGACACUUAAGUUGUAUUUAUUUGAAGGUGUGUACAUAUUUACAGAUUUUAUACUGAUAUACAGCAAAUAUGGUUUCAGCAAAUUUCUUUAGCUUAUCUUAUCUUAACGUAUAAUCACAGCAUAUAUAAGUUAACUUUUUGGGUGGGAUCAUGCAAGUAAUCAAUUUAUCAGUUAGAUGUUUUUAGACGUGAUUGAUCUGCUCUUACCACUCACUAUAUUGCCUUUUGUUCCACAGCACAGUAAGGUAUGUGACUCCGAUCUGGUUCUGUUUCACAAUGACGGCUGAAUGUUUCCUCUUUGGUUUGUUUCAAAGCAUAUUUUGUGUAGAUUCUGUAUCUUAUAUUUUUGAUUUAUCAUCGUUGCUCUUUGAUUAAAUACUUUAAAUAUUCUAUGGAG